Coccidioides posadasii C735 delta SOWgp is the source of this 1068-nucleotide messenger RNA. The record is from RefSeq and is a predicted model, not a curated record. NCBI's taxonomy places the organism in Eukaryota, Fungi, Ascomycota, Eurotiomycetes, Onygenales, Onygenaceae.
AUGGCCCGGGGCACUAUACAGCCUGGUUACAAACCUGCCGCACUUAUCCAGGCCACAUUUGAGCAUGUUACUUCGAAAGAUGCAUUCCUUUUGUUCUUUUUCUCACACCUCUAUGAAAACCUAUACUCAGGAGUAACAAAUCCAAUUGAACCUGACAUUACGGCCGCUUUGUCCUUCUUCGAUAAUUUCUCUACAUGGGAUCAGAAUCAAAAACAGAACGUCAAUAGCGCCUUUGAAAGUUUUGCCAGGUACAUUGUUGAGGACUUCCUUCUUCCACUCAGAGCUUCAUCCGUGAAGACCCCACAACCAACGCCCACAUCAUUGUCCUCAAUACAGGCAUCCACACCUACCGGUACAACACAACGUGUAUCUAUUCUACGACAAAGCUGUCUCGUGCGCGAUCAUCAUCGGUGCGUGGUUUCUCGGAAGUUCGAUAGAAGCGAAGCCAGCAGGCGGCAGAACAAGGACGGGGAAGAUUGUAAGGACGAUGAUGGAAAUCUAUUGGAGAAUGAAUCAAGCGACCAUUUUCAAUAUCUGGAGGUUGCCCACAUUCUGCCGCAUUGUCUGACUACGGUUACUCCCCGGGACACCGAUCUAAGCGACUCAAAGAAGAAUGUACUCCGGAUCUUGAAUAUGUUUGACCCUGGCAUUAUUCAUCUCAUUGAUGGUCCGAAGAUCGACAGCCCAAUGAAUGCUCUUACAUUGACACAUGAUCACCAUCGGUCGUUUGGUGAAUUCCAGAUAUAUUUCGAACCAACGGGCAAACCGUAUGAGUAUAGAAUCGAUUCAAUGGAGCAAAUCCCCUUUCUACGUGAUCCGAUAUUCCCCGUCACCCGUACGCUGACCCUUAGCCCCAGUCAUACCAUUGAUCCACCAUCAGCUCGGCUCCUUGGUGUCCAUCGAGCCGUUGCAAAGAUUAUGAAACUUAGCGGCGCAGGCGAAUAUAUAAAGACGACCCUCCGAGACUUGGAGGAGGUUGAUGUUGUGAGGGUAGAUGGCUCAACAAAUUUGGGGCUCAUGAUUAGUUUACGACUUGGUGGCUGGUUUAACCCUUUGCCUAUAUUUUAA